Salvia miltiorrhiza (redroot sage) is the source of this 1755-nucleotide messenger RNA. RefSeq lists its product as uncharacterized. The record is from RefSeq and is a predicted model, not a curated record. Gene Ontology annotation, molecular function: zinc ion binding. NCBI's taxonomy places the organism in Eukaryota, Viridiplantae, Streptophyta, Magnoliopsida, Lamiales, Lamiaceae. Bases 1 to 1755 code for a protein of 584 amino acids. The transcript has 3 exons.
AUGUGUAUUGAAGAGUUUAGGAAUGAUGUUAAAAGGAGAUUUAACAUAGCUAUUCCUAAUGGGAGGUUGUAUAGAGCUAAGGCACAUUCAUUGCAGUUGCUAAGAGGUACUGUGCAGGGUCACUAUAACAAGUUGAGAAGUUAUAUUCUUGAGUUGAUGAGGGUGGAUAGGGGAGGUAGAUUUGAACUGUUGUGUGGUGAUGGUAGUAUAUUUCAGGGGUUAUACAUUGGGUUUUCUGCAUUGAAGAGGGGUUUUUUAGAGGGGUGUAGACCAAUUAUUGGUCUUGACGGGUGUUUCUUGAAAACACACUUAGGGGGGCAACUGUUAUGUGCCAUAGGGAAGGAUGGCAAUAACCAGAUGUACCCAAUAGCUUGGGCCGUAGUAGAGGUGGAAAAUGAGGCUUGUUGGAGGUGGUUUUUAGGUAUAUUGCUCGAAGAGCUUGGAAUCCAUGAUGGGAAUGGUUUUACACUGAUUUCUGAUCAGCAAAAGGGGCUAACAAAUGCUGUCAAGGAGUUGGCUCCAUUGGCAGAGCACAGAAAUUGUGCUCGCCAUGUCUACAUGAACUGGAAAAAGCAGUUCAAAGGUGUUGCAUUGAAGAACCUAUUCUGGCAAGCAGUGAGGGCCACAUACGUAGAGGAAUGGGAUGCAGUCAUGGAGACUCUCAAAACUGAAAAUAUGAUGGCAUAUGAUGAUCUGCUGAACAGAGAUCCUACCAGGUUUUGUAAGGCUUUCUUUUCAACUUGCUGUGUGAGUGACAUGAUGGAUAAUAAUGUGUCAGAAACGUUUAAUGGGUAUAUUCUGAGUGCUAGGGGAAAACAUAUCAUCCAUAUGUUAGAGGACAUUAGAAGUGGGCUGAGGGAAAGACAAUAUAAGAAGUUUCAACAUGUUAUGACUGUCACUGAUAUACUUACACCAGCUGUUAGGAAGAAACUUGAGAAGCUUAAAUCACUAGCAAGGUAUUGUACUUCUCACCCUGGGCUAGGAGGAAAGUUUGAAGUGUCAAACAAAGAUGACAUGUUUAUUGUCUCUCUUCCUGAGAAGACUUGCAGUUGUAGAGGUUGGGAGAUAACUGGUAUACCUUGUGUGCAUGCUGUUUCUGCUAUCAACUUUAUGAAGGAGGAUCCAGCCGUUUAUGUGCAUAACUAUUUGAGCACAGAGACUUAUUUGAGGGCAUACUCCUUCCCACUUGAGCCAAUCAAUGGUGAGAGGUUGUGGCCAAAGGCUGAGGGAUAUCCAGUUCAACCCCCACAGGUGAGGAUCAUGCCCGGCAGACCAAAGAAGAAGAGAAUAAGAGACACAGAUGAGAAGGACCCUAAACAACCUUCAAGCCUGAGAAAGACUGGUUGUAAGAUGACAUGCCAACGGUGUUUACAAGAGGGUCAUAAUUCCAGAGGAUGUAUGAAUGAUGAAGUACAGAAACCUGAUGGUGAGAAGAGGAAGCCUGGACGCCCUCGAAAGUACCCAAUCCCUGAACCAACAGAAGCAACAAUCCCAACAAACCCUACUGAUACAACAGAGGCUACUACAAGAGGAAGGGGCAGAGGCAGGCCCAAGGGAAGUGGCAGUGGCAGGGGUAAAGGUAGGGCUAGGGAUAUUGCAAUGGAGAGGCAAGAGGCAAGCAAAGGAAUAGGACUUUACUGUGGAGAGCAAACAGGCAAUUCAUAUAUUGCAUCUGGGAGUGGACUGCAGCAAAUCCCAAGGGGAGAAGAGAUCUGCCUGACGGGCCCCACACAAGAAUCUCAAUCCAAUCCUUGA